AUGGCUGAGAAUCCUAAACAAACUAACCGUAGCUUACCCAAUGAUCUCGAUAUCGAUGAACGUAUUCAGAUAACAGGAUGCAGAAAACAGUACGAAGAUGUAGAGAACUGCGCAGACAAAUUUGAUAGAGAUUGGAGACAGUGCCAAUCCGAGUUGAAGGAGUUAGCAAGAUGUCUAAAAACUAGUCGCUAG
Theileria equi strain WA is the source of this 192-nucleotide messenger RNA. RefSeq lists its product as hypothetical. NCBI's taxonomy places the organism in Eukaryota, Apicomplexa, Aconoidasida, Piroplasmida, Theileriidae. The transcript has 2 exons. The record is from RefSeq and is a predicted model, not a curated record. The coding region runs from base 1 to 192 and encodes 63 amino acids.